AUGGACCGCGAUCCGAACAUCAAAACCACUCGCCCGCCUUCGCAGCCUGCCCAUCUCUUCCCCGCCGUCCUGCCCACCCGGCUCGCGAUACGAGCGCAUACCUCGCCGUCCUUCGUGACACUACUGUCUUUACCUCCUUUCAACUUCACCCCAAAUAUGCGUUCGUUCAGCAUCGUCCUUGCCGUGGCUGUCCUUGCGGCUCAGGUCACUGCGGUCGCUGUGAAUGACCUCCAGGUCCGCUCUGAGUCAACGUCGAUCAGCCACAGCUCGACCAGGUCCACUUCCCUUCCCUCCACUUUCGAAACGACCAUCUCUCCCAUCAGCGUCACCACCGCUUCCACUGUGUCCACUAGUAGUGUCACCAGCGCCAUCACAACCAGCUCUUCCAGCCACCACGGCACCAGCUCUACGACUAGCUCCACCGGCAGCCACGGCACCAGCACCACAUCCAGCUCUACUGGUACUCACAGCACUGCCUCCUCGGUGACGUCCUCCUCUUCGACCACCCAGUCUGUGACUUCCUCCUCCUCGACCGCCAAGGUGUCCUCGGCUUCCUCCACCUCCCAGACCGUCCUGAGCGUCCCUGCCACCUCGCACGGCACCAGCACCAUCCUUUCCACCCUUUCCACCGGCACCGCCCCAAAGAGCCCCACGAGCACCUCAGACUCGUCCACGCAGCCGAGCACGACCCCCGGGACGACGGGUGGCGCGCUAGGCACGUUCGUUGAUGGGCGCAUCGGCGCCGCUGCGGUGUUCGUCGCGGGUGCUGCGGUUGUGUUCGGAUUCUGA
Molecule: messenger RNA, 789 nt
Organism: Epithele typhae
Lineage: Eukaryota; Fungi; Basidiomycota; Agaricomycetes; Polyporales; Epitheliaceae
Exons: 4
Coding region: 1-789 (262 amino acids)
Source: RefSeq, a predicted model, not a curated record